AAACAAGUUAAGCAAGUUGCAUACACUAGUAUCAGAAGCCCAUCCCACCCGGCAAUAAACCACAACGCGUCUUUUUCGUGUUUUAGACAGCGCGUUUAAACACGGACUAACAGUAGCUGGACAAGACAAGGGAGCGGAUUUCAAUCAGAGGUGCAUCGCUGCCGACUCGUUUCAGUGGCGCCCAGAGACCCGAGUCACUUUUCACUUCUACCUCCACUGGAUUGCGGUUUUCACACGGACCUGUUGGAAUAUAACAUGUUGAAAAUGGAAAGGAAAACGUUUUGUAUGAGAUUGUGUACUGUACUAUUUUUUACAAACUGUGUUUCAGGUAACUAUCCCAAGGCACAGAACGUUUCCUGGUCGUCUAUCAACUUCAAAACACUGCUUAUGUGGGAUCCUAAACCUUUCAACUAUUCAUACACUGUUGAAUAUUCUGUUGUUGGUCAGAUAAGAGAGUGGAACCAACAAUGUAUUCGGACCAUGGAGACUGAGUGUGACCUGUCCAACGUUCUGACUGACCUGAAGGCCACAUACUCAGCUGACGUCUUCUCAGAACCCCUACACAGAGUGAACUCUGACCUCACAGAGUUCCCCCACACCAGUUCGGAAGGGUUCACCCCUUACCAAGACACUCUUAUAGGCAGACCUGAGUUCAAGAUUGAGGUGAGCAAAGAUAAGAGGAAGAUCACCCUGUAUGUGGAAGACCCUCCCAUAGCCCUGUUCAACGAGCAGAACAAACUAAAGACCAUGCGGGAUGUCUUCGCUGAUGAGCUGCAGUACAAAGUCACCUUUGGGAAAGCAACGAGCACGGGCAAGAAAACCAAGAUGUCUGCCAGCAGUGAGAUAGAGCUAGACAGGAGGGAUAUAGAUCCUGGGGUGAGCUACUGCUUCAACGUCCAGGCCUACAUCCCCUCCCGCAGCACAGACAAACAGCUGGGAGAGCUCAGUCAAACACAGUGUUCACCGGGUGCCAAUAAGUCCUUCUUUGAAGAGUUUGGAAUCGGUGUGAUCGCUGGGUUCCUCCUCCUCGUCAUUACGAUCAUAGUAGUGGCUAUCGUAGUCACAGUGGUGUGCUGCCAACGCACAAGGAAAGCCAACACAAGUGGGAAAGAAGGAGUGCCACUAAGAAGUGUGUAAUUUUUUUUUAUCGUCGACACACAAUUGGGAACACAAUGUACAGCUAAACUGGACUUUGAAAUGGAGGCUGCAGGUCAACAUUCUUCUGUGAAGUCGCACAGUGAAUAUGUUACACAUAACUGUAGUGUAGAUUUUGUUUCCGUGCACACGGUGCAAAUAUUUCCUUUUUAUUUGUUGAAGUGACACUUCUACUGCUGUGAAUAUUAGCUUUCAGAAACACUACCACUACCACUACCACUACCACUACCACUACCACUACCACUACCAUUACCAUUACCAUUACCAUUACCACUACCAUUACCACUACCACUACCA
Oncorhynchus tshawytscha (Chinook salmon) is the source of this 1452-nucleotide messenger RNA. Its product is annotated as tissue factor. Gene Ontology annotation, cellular component: membrane. The coding region runs from base 256 to 1137 and encodes 293 amino acids. Gene Ontology annotation, molecular function: protein binding. The record is from RefSeq and is a predicted model, not a curated record. Lineage: Eukaryota; Metazoa; Chordata; Actinopteri; Salmoniformes; Salmonidae. Gene Ontology annotation, biological process: blood coagulation. The transcript is spliced from 6 exons.